Molecule: messenger RNA, 637 nt
Organism: Carcharodon carcharias (great white shark)
Lineage: Eukaryota; Metazoa; Chordata; Chondrichthyes; Lamniformes; Lamnidae
Product: late histone H2B.L4-like
Exons: 1
Coding region: 12-389 (125 amino acids)
Cellular component (GO): nucleosome
Molecular function (GO): protein heterodimerization activity; DNA binding; structural constituent of chromatin
Source: RefSeq, a predicted model, not a curated record
UGAACUUGACCAUGGUUGACGAUAAAAAGGCAGGAGCUCCCAAGAAGGGCGCCAAGAAAGUCAUCAAAAAGACGCCGCCCAAGAGCGGCAAGAAGAGGAAGAAGGCCAGGAAGGAGAGCUACUCCAUCUACAUCUACAAGGUGAUGAAGCAGGUCCACCCGGACACCGGCAUCUCCUCCCGGGCCAUGAGCAUCAUGAACUCGUUCGUCAAUGACAUCUUCGAGCGCAUCGCUGGCGAGGCUUCCCGCCUGGCCCACUACAACAAGCGGCAGACCAUCAGCUCCCGGGAGAUCCAGACCGCCGUGCGCCUGCUGCUGCCCGGGGAGCUGGCCAAGCACGCCGUGUCGGAGGGCACCAAGGCGGUGACAAAGUACACCAGUUCCAAAUGAAAAUCUUAACCGAGCAAACAAAUUCAACCAAAACACAACGGCUCUUCUAAGAGCCACACACAGUCUCUGUGACAGAGCUACAACAUCUGUUAGAAUAGACUCGGCACCUUGUUUACAGUGUUCCUGUUCUCUCUCUCUCGUGACCCCGCUCACACGCACUCUCUCGCUUCUAUUACACUUACUUGCUGUCAAAUGGUGUUUCACUGUUGUUUGGUCUUUAAGUCUAAUGAGUUAAUUUCCUUUUUAAA